Messenger RNA from Chrysemys picta bellii (western painted turtle), 4038 nucleotides. Lineage: Eukaryota; Metazoa; Chordata; Testudines; Emydidae. The record is from RefSeq and is a predicted model, not a curated record.
GCUGCCCCAGGCAGAACCACUCCGCUCACCACCUGAAUAAAUUUGACUGGACCCCGAUUAUCUGGGUGAAUAGGCCUCUGCCCCUCUGGGGGCUGCAGGUGCUGGUGGCUUUGAUCAGUUUCCUGGAGACGAUGCUGCUGGUGUAUCUCGGCUACAAGGGGAACUUGUGGGAGCAGGUUCUGCGGGUUCCCUUCAUGCUGGAGAUGAUGAACACAGCACCUUUCCUCAUCACCGUGUUCUGGCCCCCGCUGCGCAAUCUCUUCAUCCCGGUGUUCCUGAACUGCUGGCUGGCCAAGCACGCCCUGGAGAACAUGAUUCAGAACGAUCUCCACCGCGCCAUCCAGCGGACGCACUCCGCCAUGUUCAACCAGGUCCUGAUUCUGGUCUGCACCCUGGUCUGCCUGAUGUUCACCUGCAUCUGCGGGAUCCAGCACCUCGAGCGCGCGGGCAACAACCUGACCCUCUUCGACUCGCUCUACUUCUGCAUCGUCACCUUCUCCACCGUGGGCUUCGGGGACGUCACCCCCAAGAUCUGGCCCUCCCAGCUGCUGGUCGUCAUCAUGAUCUGCGUGGCGCUCAUUGUCCUGCCCAUCCAGUUCGAGCAGCUGGUCUUCCUGUGGAUGGAGCGCCAGAAGUCGGGGGGCAACUACAGCCGGUACCGGGCGCAGACGGAGAAGCACGUGGUGCUGUGCGUGAGCUCCCUCAAGAUCGACCUGCUCAUGGACUUCCUCAACGAGUUCUACGCCCACCCCCGCCUGCAGGACUACUAUGUGGUGAUCCUGUGCCCCACGGAGAUGGACGUGGCGGUGAGGCGGGUGCUGCAGAUCCCGCUCUGGUCCCAGCGCGUCAUCUUCCUGCAGGGCUCGGCCCUCAAGGACCAGGACCUCAUGCGGGCCAAGAUGGAUGACGCAGAGGCCUGCUUUAUCCUCAGCAACCGCUUCGAAGGGGACCGGAUCGCGGCGGAUCAUCAGACCAUCCUCAGGGCCUGGGCGGUCAAGGACUUUGCCCCCAACUGCCCCCUGUAUGUGCAGAUCCUCAAACCCGAGAACAAGUUCCACAUCAAAUUCGCAGAUCACGUGGUCUGCGAAGAAGAAUUCAAGUACGCCAUGUUGGCUCUGAACUGUGUGUGUCCAGCCACGUCCACCCUCAUCACACUGCUGAUCCACACCUCGCGGGGACAAACUGCCCCCAUGGAGCCCUUCAAGCCGCGGCCGAGCGCCUGGCAGCCCCUGUCCAGAGACGGCCCCGCCUCGCCGGAGCAAUGGCAGAGGAUGUACAGCCGCUGCUCGGCUAACGAGGUCUACCACGUCCGGCUGGAGGACAGCAAGUUCCUGGGCCAAUACCAGGGCAAAAGCUUCACCUACGCAUCCUUCCACGCCCACAAGAGGUACGGGGUGUGCCUGAUCGGCGUGUGCCGGGAGGACAAGAACAACAUCCUGCUGAACCCAGGGCCCUGCCACAUCCUGGCCUCCUCCGACACCUGCUUCUACAUCAACAUCUCCAAGGAGGAGAACUCGGCCUUCAUCUUCCGCCAGCAGGAGCAUCUGCACCAGAGCCGCCGGGCCCCCCCGGCUUACCACGGCCUGACGCGGCUGCCCGUGCACAGCAUCAUCGCCAGCAUGGGGACGGUGGCCAUGGACCUGCCGGACUCUGGCAGCAGCCCGGACAGCGCGGACGGGACCACGCUGGGCCUGCCGGCCGACCCGAUGGGCACCGAGAAACGUCACAGCAUCGCCCCCGUGCUGGAGGUGGUGGACGCCAUCCCCAGCCCCACCUUCGACCUCCUGAGCGACCAGUCGGAGGACGAGGCCACCCACUCUGACGACGACGCGGCCGCCUCCAGCACCUGGGUGAAGGGUUACCCCGCCAACUCCCCCUACAUCGGCAGCUCCCCCACCCUCUGCCACCUGGUCCAGGAGAAGAUCCCCUUCUGCUGCCUGCGGCUGGACAAGAGCUGCCACCACUACCCGUACGAGGACGCCCGCGCCUACCACUUCCAGAACAAGCUCAUCAUCGUCUCGGCCGAGAGAGCCGCCAACGGGCUGUACAACUUCAUCGUGCCGCUGCGGGCCUACUACCGGCCCCGCAAGGAGCUCAACCCCAUUGUGCUGCUGCUGGAGAACACGCCAGAGACCCAUUUCCUGGAGGCGAUCUGCUGGUUCCCGCUGGUCUAUUACAUGGUGGGCUCCAUCGAUAACCUGGACGACCUGCUGCGCUGCGGCGUGACCUUUGCUGCCAACAUGGUGGUCGUGGACAAGGAGAGCUCCAUGAUCGCGGACGAGGACUACAUGGCCGACGCCAAAACCAUCGUCAACGUCCAGACGCUGUUCAGGCUGUUCCCAGGCCUGAACAUCAUCACGGAGCUGACGCACCCGGCCAACAUGCGCUUCAUGCAGUUCAAGGCCAAGGAUCGCUACGCGCUGGCCCUGUCCAAGCUGGAGAAGGAACGGGAGAACGGCUCCAACCUGGUAUUCAUGUUCCGCCUGCCUUUCGCUGCGGGGAAGGUCUUCAGCGUCAGCAUGCUGGACACGCUGCUCUACCAGUCGUUCGUGAAGGAUUACAUGAUCUCCAUCACCCGCCUGCUCCUGGGACUUGACUCCAUGCCAGGCUCCGGCUUCCUGUGCGCGCUGAAGGUGACCGAGGACGACCUGUGGAUCCGCUCGUACGGGCGCCUCUACCAGAAGCUCUGCUCCAGCACGGGGGACAUCCCGAUCGGCAUCUACCGCACCGAGAGCCACCUGUUCUCUGCCGCCGAGCCGCAGGUCUCCGUCAGCGUGGAGGACUACGAGGACACGCGGGAGCCGCGCGACGCCCUGAUCUGCCGCCUGGGGCCCCGCGACUCCACGGGCAGCGACCAGGCCGAGCAGCCGUUGCUGCGCCGCAAGAGCAUGCAAUGGGCCCGGCGGCUGAGCCGCAAGGGCGGGCGCCACCCCAGCAAGACGGCGGCCGAGCGCAUCAGCGAGCAGCGCCUGACGCUCUACCGCCGCUCCGAGCGCCAGGAGCUCAGCGCCCUGGUCAAGACCCGCAUGAAACACCUGGGGCUCUCGGCCGCCGGAUACAUGGACAUGAUGGACCACGGCAACACGCUGUCCUACAUCCUGCUCAACCCCUCGCCCGACACGCGGCUGGAAAUCAACGACGUGGUGUAUCUCAUCCGGCCCGACCCCCUGACCCUGGUCUCCGCCAGCAGCCCCAGCCGGAAAGCCAGCGUCAGCCGCUCCGAGGACCUCAAGGACAGCACCCACCUGUGACCCCAGCCAGGAGACACGUGCCAACACUGUGACCCCCCGUCCCCCCUUCUCGGCAAUGGACUCUGCCAGCCCCCGAGCCCAGAUCUGCCCCCAGAGCACCGGGCACCUGCUGGGAGGGGCUUGGUCCUGCCGCCACCAGACCCGGUGCUGCCUCCAGUCUUUACGGCUCCCGGAGCCAUGGGGGCGCCGCCCAGAGAAGACUUGGGGCCGUGCCUGUUGUGGGUCCAGUGCUUUUCCAUCGGCUCUGGAAAGACCAGCCCUGUCCCCAGCGCAGGCAGACAGGCUUGCCCCGCUGUGCCCGUGCCCACUGCCCCAUGCCUCCUGGCACUCCAGCUGGCUGAGAUGGGCCCCGCGCCCUGCCCCAUGCUUUCCAGCCCCAGAGAUGGGAAUCCGGCCCCCGAGGCUGGGGGCGCCCCCUGGCAUGCCAAGGCCCUUAGGGCAUUUCUCCUUGGCAUCAGCCCAUGCCCAGUCUCUCUUCCAGCUUGGAUUGGGUUGUGUGCCCCUCCGGUCCCCCCAGGCAGCUCCCCACCCCCAUGCUGGGACCAGGUUGGAACCAGGGAGCCGAGCUGUCCGCGCCGGGCACCCCUCCUGUUUAAGGAUUGAGGCCGGGCAUGGUGGGAAAUGCACUGCCCCCCGCCCCCAGCCACUGGUGGAAUGUAGAGCCCCUCCCCGGGCCCGGGAUAUGGGCCAAGGGACUUCUUAAUGCCAGAGAUUCCUCCGGCUCUGGUCUCACUGUGAACAUGGGCUCUUAGAUGUACAGAUACAAUAAAACUCAAGAGGAUCUCUA